UUGUGCUGCAGAGCUGACCCACAGCAGAACAGUUGGCAUACUUAUGAGCGAUGGAGGAAAUCUAUGCAAAUGUUAAACAUGACAACUUUGCUGACUUAAGAGCAUCCCAGAAUCAGAAAGGUCCCAGGAGCUCAGAGAGGAGAUUUCAUGGAUCUGUUGUUCUCUGUCUGGGUCUGCUCACUGUUCUCCUGCUGGUUGGACUCAUCGGCCUCGGUGUCCACUACCAUGUCUCCGCUCAGCGUUCAGCUGCAGAACUCUCCUCUAUCAAAGCCAACCUGACUGAGCGUCUUCAGGCCAGUGACAACAAGUCCUCUUCCCUGACUGAAGAGAGAGACCUGCUGAAUGCCAGAAUCACUGAAAUGACUCAAGAGCUGGAAAGACUUCAGAGUUUGUCCAAACUGCUAAAAACCUAUCCUGAAGGAUGGAAGAUGUUUAAGGACCGCUCUUAUCUCUUCUCCACUGAGUCUGGUACCUGGGAUAAAGCCAGAGAGGACUGCAGAAACAGAGGAGCAGAUCUAGCGGUGAUAAACAGUGACGAAGAGCAGUUGAUAGAACUGCAGCGGGACUCGAAACACUGCUGCUGGAGAAGCUACAGCCAUAUACGUUGGAGAACAAACUGAUCGCACAUAUGACAUAUGGCGGGGCAGCUGUAAUGAGCGGUGCAUCAUCCAGCCUAAAGGCCAGGUUAAAGGACACACUCCCUCACGCACACUUUAUGCACUGCUAUGCCCACCAGUUAAACCUCAUCAUGCAACAGGCCUGCUCAUCUCACACAGCCGUCAGAAUAUUUUUUGCAAAUGUUUUUCUCCAAGUCCCCCAAGACAACGGCAGUCCUAGAUGAAGUGUGUGGCAGGAGGAUGCCAGCGUCAGGACAAAGAAGGUGGAACUUUACAAGCUGUACCAGCCACACCAUGUUUGAACAUCAGGACACUUUGAAACAGUGUUUUGAAAAAGUACAGGAUGAUUAGUCUUGGGACAACCUGUCCGCAUUUCUGGGGGACCUCAGCUUUCUUUUCUUUUUAUCUUCUUCCCACUCUGCCCUCAUGCAUGUAGAUAUUCUCUACAGCAUUCUUCAGAAACAGAUCACAGAGUCUCUCAAAACGAGACAGGCCCUGAAGAAUUUUUCAUCCUCCAUAUCUGAACUUCUGACCACAGAUGACAAUCAGCCACAUCCAGACAUGGACACAGCUGCGGCCGCUGCAACGCCGCGCAGGAUGCGGUGGUCUGAUAAUGUGUCAAAAGCCGCACAGUGCUGUCACAUAAUGGCCGCACAGUGCUGUCACAUAAUGGCCACAUAAUAAGAAAGCCAGGCACUUGGUGUCUUUCAAACAUAUUGACCCUGAAAUCUUUCCACUGUUUAAGAACACUUUCCUGCAGAAGUAGCUGGACAUUGCAUGUGCUCAUUACCCAGUGAUCUGCAGGGAUAAACUGAUGGUCAUGUACAGCAGUGUGAAGUUUGCAGACCUAAUGUCUGCAAUCUCACUUUUGAGAGUGACAAUGAACAAUCCAUAGAGCACUUUUUCUGAAACACUGAAAGUAACCCACAUAGCCAUCACAACCCCCAUCAUCUGCAGAGUCAGAGAGGUGUUUCAGUACACUGAAAAGGAUCAAAUCCUUUCUUAGAAGUACAAUGAGACAGGACAGGCUAAACAAACUGGCUAUGCUGUCCAUUGAGCGGGACUUCAUCAAAAAAUCAGCAGGCUUUAAUGACAUGGUGAAUAACCUAUUUGCAUCACAGAAACGCCGUCGAUGAGAGCUGCUUUUUAAAUAAGGUAUGCCCAAGCUCUGAAACAACUCUCUCGUCUACAAAUAAUUAUUUUUGCUUUGGUGUUAUAGAUUUAUUUCUGGUACAUGGUGUUACAAAAUGUUGCUGGUACUUUUCUAUAAUGUUGUUGUAGCGCAAUUGACAUGUGCUGAUGUGUACAGAGGAGAGAGAGAGAGAGCCAUUCUUUUGGAUAUGUCUCCCCAGUGUUGUUGCUGUGACUUGAUGUGAUGCUACUGUUGCUGCUGUUGAUGCUGUGUGAAGUAUUGAUGAGUGUAAUACAUUUGUUAGCCCACCCACCCAAAAUGACCACCAGCCGUCACUGAUAAAGUGAUGGAUGGUAAAUGGACCUGUGCUUGUAUAGUGCCUUUCUAGUCUUCCGACCACUCAAAGCGCUUUUACACUACGUGCCACAUUCACGGCAAAGUCCAUCGAAUAGAAACUUCACACACCUAUGCGUGGCACCAGGAGCCGGGGGUUGAACCCACAACCUUCCAAUUAGGGAACGACCCACUCUGCCUCUGAGCCACAGCCGCCUCAUCUGUGAAUUACAUACUCACUCCUAAACAUCACUGUACACUUUUGUACUGUAUGUUUUCUAAUCUAAUCUAAACCUCAACAUAAAACCCAGCUACAACAAUGACUGUCUCACUGUGGACAACAUCAAGGUGUCUUUCUGGUAACAGACACCCUCUAUACCCUCUAUUUGUUUCUUCUUCUAGGUAAUAUUUCAUUGUAAU
Molecule: messenger RNA, 2502 nt
Organism: Dicentrarchus labrax (European seabass)
Lineage: Eukaryota; Metazoa; Chordata; Actinopteri; Moronidae
Product: CD209 antigen-like protein C
Exons: 5
Coding region: 51-620 (189 amino acids)
Molecular function (GO): signaling receptor activity
Source: RefSeq, a predicted model, not a curated record